This is a messenger RNA of Dreissena polymorpha, 5454 nucleotides long. RefSeq names its product protein disulfide-isomerase A5-like. Gene Ontology annotation, cellular component: endoplasmic reticulum. The transcript has 25 exons. The coding region runs from base 41 to 2320 and encodes 759 amino acids. Gene Ontology annotation, biological process: protein folding. NCBI's taxonomy places the organism in Eukaryota, Metazoa, Mollusca, Bivalvia, Myida, Dreissenidae. The record is from RefSeq and is a predicted model, not a curated record. Gene Ontology annotation, molecular function: protein disulfide isomerase activity.
AUUACACCGCAUUGUUGACGUCCGGAGCGAACGUGGCAGAAUGCACCGGUCAAGAUUAGUUUUCGUGCUCAUUUUGCUACUCGUGUUUAUACAAACCAGGGCAAAAAAGGGGAAGUCCCUUAUUGACAGUGUAGAUGAUCUUAAAGAAUUCAAAAAAUUUCUUAGGACCAAGACUAACCUUCUUGUGAUAUUUACCAAGUCAGAAAAUGCAGCUUCCAAGCUUAUGCCAAUGUUUGAUGGUGUCGCAGAAGACAUUAAGGGCAAAGGGUCUCUUGCCAUAGUGGACUGCAGUGGUGAGGCAAAGAAACUCUGCAAGACUUUGAAGGUCUCUCCAUCACCGCUAGAACUCCGCCAUUACAAGGAUGGAGACUUUAACAAGAAUUAUGACAGAAAAAUGGUCCAAAAGUCAAUGGUCAAUUUUAUGCUGGACCCUAAAGGGGAUCUGCCCUGGGAGGAAGAGGAAGGGGCAGAAGACGUGAUACACAUUAACUCUGAGCAGAAUUUCCAAAAACUGCUCAAGAAGAAUAAAAAACCAACUUUAGUUAUGUUUUAUGCACCAUGGUGUGGAUAUUGCAAGCGACUCAAACCAGACUUUGCUGCUGCUGCUUCUGAAUUGAGAAAUGAAGUUAACAUGGUAGGUGUGGACGUGGACAAACCAGAUUUGUACACGCUGAGGGCCGCAUUCAAUAUAACUGGCUUCCCGACCAUCUACUAUUUUGAGGAAGGACAGCUGAAAUAUAAAUAUGGUGGUGAAAACAAUAAAGACGGGCUUAUAAAAUGGCUCAAAAAUCCAGGGCCUCCUGAGGAGCCAAAGGCUGAUACACAAUGGGAAGACGAGGCGCCAGAAAUAGCUCAUCUCCAUGACGACACUUUUACUGACUACCUGGCAACGCAUAGCUCUGUAUUGGUCAUGUUUUAUGCACCUUGGUGUGGACAUUGCAAGAAAAUGAAGCCUGAAUAUGUGGAGGCGGCCCAAAAAAUGGUGGCAGAGGAGAUUGAUGGUGCAUUAGCUGCAGUUGAUGCAACAGUUGACAAGAAACUUGGAGAGCAGUUUAAAGUACAAGGCUUUCCCACAGUCAAAUAUUUUAAGGAUGGUGAAUUCAAAUUUGAUGUCAAUGAACGGACAGCAGAUAAAAUCAUGGAGUUCAUGAAAGACCCCAAGGAGCCCCCUCCCCCAGCCCCAGAGGAGCAAUCCUGGGCAGACACACCCAGUGAGGUGAUACAUCUCACGGAUGAGACAUUUAAGACAACACUGAAGAAGAAGAAACAUGCCCUUGUUAUGUUCUAUGCACCGUGGUGCGGCCAUUGCAAGAAAGCUAAGCCAGAGUUCAUGCAAGCUGCAGAGAAGAUGAAGGAGGAUACCAAGGUUGCAUUCGGCGCCAUGGAUUGCACCAUACACAAGGUGACGUGUGGAGAACAUGAGGUGCAAGGCUAUCCCACCCUCAAGUACUUCAACUACGGGAAAAAUGCUCAGAAAUACAUGGGAGGCAGAGAGGAGGCAGAUUUCCUCAAGUUCAUGAAGGAUCCCUUGAACACGGAGCCUGAACCCAGCACCCCACCUGCUCCCAGCCCAGAAGAACACUGGAGUGAUGUGGCAGGGUACCAAAACGUCCACUUCCUAAGGGAGGCAACCUUUGAAAGCUUCAUCAAGGAGCAUAACUCUGUGCUAGUGAUGUUUUAUGCGCCAUGGUGUGGUCACUGCAAGGCCAUGAAGCCAGCCUAUGGGGAGGCAGCUACCCAGCUCAAGGAAGAAGGGGUGGCAGGUGUGUUGGCUGCAGUGGAUGCUACUAUAGACAGCAGUAUCUCCUCCAGAUAUGAAGUCAGGGGAUAUCCAACUUUGAAAUAUUUUAAGAACGGAAAACUGGCUUACGAUUAUGGAUUUGCCAGAACCAAAGAGGCCUUGAUUACAUUUAUGAAAGAUCCCAAGGAGCCACCCCCGCCCCCCAAGCCGGAGCCAGAGUGGAGCACUGUGAAGAGUAACGUGAAGCACCUGACGGGCGCAGACUUCUCCUCGUUCCUCAAGUCCAAGCAGGCGGUGCUGGUAAUGUUCUAUGCACCGUGGUGUGGACACUGCAAGAAGGCCAAGCCAUUCUAUCAGGGGGCCGCUGAUAAACUGGCCGAUGAGACCCGCGCUCUGGCUGCUGUGGAUUGCACUGCUGAAAGUAAUAAAGAAAUAUGCAAUAAAGAAGAAGUCAAAGGUUUCCCAACAUUAAAGCUGUACAUAAAGGGAAAAUAUCUCUCUGAAUACAAUGGGGACAGGACAGAAGAAGAAUUCUACAAGUUUAUUUUAAAUGCACCAACGCCCAAGGAUGAACUAUAGAUCUCUUUAGAUAGGUAUUUUUUACAAUUUAUUAUGGGUUUUGUUGUAUUUUGUUCAGUUAUUAUUUUAUUUGUAUCAAGGUGGCAGUGGAUAAAAUAGUUCUUUUUAUAAAUAUCCUGUAAAACUUGCAUUUUUAUUCUGAUAUUAUAUUUAUAAAUCAAGGUCGGUGUUGAUGCAUGAGUUGGUGGUAAAACCACUUAUCAAUCAGACUUGAGGACUGGUUAACAGCUGUGUUCUGAAAACAAUAUAUGGUACUUUCUGGAUGUGAUGUUAUUUUUGUUUGGAAAAAAAAUAAUUCUUCGAAGUUACAGCAUGUACUUAUUUGAACAUUCAUGUAUUUUCAACUAUAAUAGUAUUUGUAAUAAGCCAAUUUGGCAAAGCCCUGUCAUUGCAAUGGAUUUGUGAUACUGGUGUAAUAAGGAAAUAAUGGGCAGCUAAACAUGUGGAUAUGUCUUGAAAAAAAGCAAUCAAUUUCAGUAAAAUUGAGUGCAAAGCUUACUAAUUGUUACAGAGAAAUUGUUGUAAAAGUUUUCAUACCAUGACAUUACAAACAAUUGCCAGUUUCAAGUUUUAUUCCUGUGACUUAUUUGUAUUAUCUGUUAAAGAUCUAAACAUCAAGUAAUCUUGGAUUUUGUACCAAUUUUAGAAAUUAGUCAUAGCCAUGAUGCUGCUGUUAAUUAUUCAAUGCAUUUCAAUGAUUUUACAAAUGUGGUUGUUUCUUUAUUACAUUGUAUAUAAAUUAUUGCAUAUUUAAUGCUACAUUAAUUGUAAUGUGUCUGAAUGUUAAAAAAAAAACAUUUGGAAACUAUUCAAACUGUUUUUGCCAUCAUGCUGCUGCCUUGUUACUAUUGACAAAACAAUUUGAAGGUAAGUCUAAAAUUGUCCUUGACAGUCGGAAUACUUCUUUGUACCAAGUUAUCACAAUCAUUCCGGAAAUAAAUUUGUGUUAAUGCAAUUUAUUCUUACUAAUUUGUAGAACACAAGACAACAAAUCUGAAGAUGACGGGUUUGAUCACUGGCCCGUCAAUUCUUUCUACAGCAUUUUUUCUCCUACCUCUAAUUAACCCUUUCUCCCAUAAGCAAAGUGAAAAUGGCUAUGUGCAAACAGCAUAAAACCAGAACAGCAUGUGAGUAACUCAUAGUUUGUUCAGGUGUUAUGCUGUUGCUACAAAUCAGUAUCUUAGGGUGGGAAAGGAGCCUUUAAAACUUGAAUCUAGUAAGAAAGGUCUUAAAUUACAUUUAACUUUAUGAGGGACAAGUGUGUCAAAAUAUGUAUCUAAGUGGUAAAGGAUUAAAGAGUGGGCAGUUAUCAUGUAUUAGCAUAAGUAUGUACCGAUACACUAAUUACUGGUCAACCAGGUAUCCAAAUUAAAAUGUGAGUCGUAAACUGACUGCAGUGAUUUGACUGAAGCACUGUUGAAAAUCUAUAUAUAAAAACAUAAAAACUCUAAACAAAAAACAAAUUAUUUCUAUUUCAUUUUAUAUCUUCCAAGGUCUUACUUUUCAAGGGUCAGUUAACAUGUCUGUAUACAAUAUAUUUAGUUUUUACUUGUUACAAAAAUAAUUUCUCCAAUCUGUGCAAAGCAUGAUUCACAAACCUCCUCGGUGAUAUUUUUAAACUUAAAAAAAAGUUAAACAGUAGUCAUGUUUAUACCUUUAACUUACAAAUAGGUUACUAUAUAAUUUCUACAAAACAUUGUGUUGUUGAACAUUUAAGUUGUUUACUUUGUUAUUGAAAAUGUGUGUGUGUGUGUGUGACAUGGUGGUGGAUUAAAUUUGUGUAAUAAUCUUCUUUAAAAACGACAUAAAACUGAUUUAAAAUGAAAUCCAGCUGUCCACUCAAGUUAAAUCAUGAAAUUAAAACAAUUCUUUAAUGUUAUUUUGUGGUAUUGGGGUAAUGAUGUCUUAUUCUAAAUUGUAUCACUGAUGUUGAUAUUAGAUGAAGUGUUUGAUGUAUUUGCUGAUGAUGUAUUUGUAUUUCCUGAGUGUUAUGGGGAUAACUGAUGCUUUUUCAGUGUAUUAUGUAAAUUGCAUUUACCAGGUAUAUCACAGCCAUUUUUUUUGUUCAUUUAUUCUUGUACAUAAAAAUGCCUUUUAUCAGAAAUAUGCAAAUUCAUAUCGUUUGAUCUUUUGUAUUCUUUUUUUUCAAAUGUCGAGUUUAAUACAUGACAGUGGUGUAAUGUUUCAGUUGAUACAGUUCAUGAUGUCAGAUCAUUUUGAAAAACCAGUGAGACGCGCUCUGUGAUAAGGGGGUUUAAUACAUGUGCGUAAAGUGUUGUCCAAGAUAAGCCUGUGCAGUUUGCACAGGCUAAUCAGGGACGACUCUUUCUGCCUAGAUUAAAUUUUUGCAAAGAAGAGACUUUCUUUAAAUGAAAAAUAUCAUAAAAGAAGAAAGUGUUUUCACUGAUUUGCCUGUGCAGACUGCGUAGGGGUAUCUUGGACGACAAUUAACGUACAUACAUUAAGCUUUAAGUCUUGUCUUGUCAUUAAGCCUCGUUUUCCAAGAAGGAGGCUCAUGUGUUUUAAGUAUGCCGGCAGCAUUUGAACCUGCUUGGGGGCUGGCAUGGCAUUUGAGACUUAGUUACAACUGUUCAAGUCAUGAUUUGUUGCUGGUAUUCAUUUUUACCAUCUGUUUGGUUUUCUCUUUGGCCUGUCAAGCUUGUUAUAUUAAUAUCACUAUUUUUUGUGAUCCGAUUUUGUUUCACUGUAUUAUGCUGUUUGUUUAAAACACAUUUUCAAGACUUUAACUUAGUGAAAGCGUGAUAUACAGCCAUAAAUAUAUGUGACACCUAUACAUAUCUGUGAUCAUACAUAAAAGUCAACAUGCAUGUAAUUAUAAUUUAUGAAUUGUUCAAAUAUAUUUAACACUGUUGUGGUAAAGCAUUUACAGAUUGAAUAUGAGUUCUCUGAAAAUGUUGGUGAGUUUCGUUCAAGCAAAUACUUUUUCUUUUCUUUUCAAGCAAAUGCUAUUUCUUUUACAUUCAUUUCAGCAGCUUACCAUAAUUUGUUUCAUUAAGUUUUUUAGUUUAUGAUUGCAGUGAUCGAUCACAUGGGUUUUCUUUUUUCACACGAUCAUUCAAGUAAUAAAAUUAUGCAAACUAAUAUAUGAAUAAUAAAUAUAAUGAAACAACUAA